Caenorhabditis briggsae is the source of this 2289-nucleotide messenger RNA. It is a transcript of the gene Cbr-pash-1, whose product is annotated as Protein CBR-PASH-1. The record is from RefSeq and is a predicted model, not a curated record. Gene Ontology annotation, biological process: primary miRNA processing. NCBI's taxonomy places the organism in Eukaryota, Metazoa, Nematoda, Chromadorea, Rhabditida, Rhabditidae. The transcript is spliced from 11 exons. Gene Ontology annotation, molecular function: identical protein binding; double-stranded RNA binding; primary miRNA binding. The coding region runs from base 1 to 2289 and encodes 762 amino acids. Gene Ontology annotation, cellular component: microprocessor complex.
AUGCUGCGAGUAUAUGCUAACCGUGCAGUUGCAUUAGUCUCGGUUCAUCCUUUGAAACCAGUAAUUAUGGAAUCCGAGUCAGUGGGAAAAUAUGAAGAAGCACUGAUCGCUGAACGAGAAGCUAUUCUCAGGCAGUUAGCUCUACUGGGCUCAGAUUCUGAAGACGAAGAAAAAGACGAAAAUGAGGAACAAUCGGAAGAACCACAAAAUGUGAAGACUGAACCAUGUGAAAUUGAGCCCACAACCUGUUCAGAAAGCGUUGAAGAUUUGAAUGCAGUAGGCCCACCAGAUGAAAAGAAAGUACUCGACUCAUGCCCUCAAGAAACCGAUUCGUUUGGAUUGGAUGAAGAUAACGAAGUAGACGUAGACGAAGAAGAGAAACCAUGUUCAGCAGAGCCGCCCAGUACCGGUACGAGCAGUGAAAAUAGUCGGUCACCCCCGGUUCCAGUAGAGAAAGUUGUACUAGACCGUGGUCCCGCCGACCGGAUAGAUUUGGAUAAGAACCAUCCCCUCCCAGAUGGAUGGACUGUUAUCACCCAUUUUAGUGGAAUGCCCGUCUACUACCAUAGAUUCACUCGAGUUGUCACUCAUUCAAGGCCAUAUCAGGUCGAAGGAAUUGUUCGAGAUCAUGACAUACCCCUUCCAUCAAUACCUUGUUUAUAUCGUCAAAUAAUGGACGAAAAACAAAAGAAUUUGGAAAAUCAAUCCGAAAUGACCGAGGAGGAAAUACAAGAAAAUCUUCAACUUCAUGAAUCUGAGAAAACAAUGUCCCCGGAAAGAUAUCGAUUGUAUUGUGAAGGGAGGUUCAAAUUUAAGAAGAUUACGAGCGCAUCGUUUCAGGUUCAUCGUUAUACAAACCCAGAAGAAAAACUAGGAGCCGUCCAGAAGAAACGGUUGAACUCGAUGCUGAAGAAAAAAGGAUUCGAACUGGAUUACGAUCAACUCAAAAAGAAUAACACCCCUGGAGAAGUUCUUCUGUCAUCUCAAUCAGGAGCCUGUCUCAUUGAUUUGACACCUGCCCAAGCUAAACUGGGUACCAAAAAAGGAGGACCAAGAAAACCUUACCUGCUAAAUCCUAUGGGUAAAACUACAGUAGCAGUACUGAAUGAAUUCGUUCAACGACUCGCAAAAGGAACACUAGUUUAUGAAGUGGAAGAUACUCGGAAUGUUUCGAACCCAUAUCAAGCUACGGCAAUGCUCACUAUGAGAAUAAGUACUCUACGUGAGCUAGUUGGACAAUGCAAGGAGAGUUUGCUUGUGCUGAGCGAGAAGGCCGAUUUGACAGGAAACUCUCAAGCGGCACUAGAUCCAGAAUUCAAACGUUUCUCAAUAGGAUGUGGUGUUGGUGCGAACAAAAAGACAGCUCGAUUGGUUGCUGCAAAAGACGCACUCACGAAAAUCAUUCCAAAGUUGAGAAUAUCAAAAGAACAUGUUUGUGAUGGAGUACUCGAAGAACGACUACAAAAAGGAUUUGAAGAAGAAGCUGCUGAACUUUUCAAACAAGUGAAAAUUGAUAGCUCGAGUGUUGUUUCGAUGUGCACCCGAUUCGCAAUUCCCAAACCUUUCAAUCUUUUGAGAGAUGCUGUAAGUCGAGCUGUUCGUUGGAACGGUAUGGAAUUAAAAACCAAAAAAGAGAUGGUCGGUAAUGGAUCUCAAUUGUCAAAGGUUGUUCUUGAAUUGGGAGAUAUGGAAGCUGGAGCUGAAGCUAUUGGAGUCAAACAAGCAACCCAAUUGGCAGCUCAACUUCUUCUCCAAAAAAUGCAUCCUGAACUGCCGACAUAUGGAAGUUUUUUGACAUUGUAUGGACGAUUCGAGGACAAAAAACAACUAGAUAACGCGAGAAGACAACAUGAAGAGGUGAGAUACGAUGUCGUCCGCCUCCAAGAUACUGGAAAUCUUCUCCAGCCAAAUACGAAUGUUCUCGACAAACUGGCAAAUGAAAUGAGAAAUAUUUCUCUAAUAUAUCCGCCUCGAAGAUAUCUUUAUGGCCUAGAACCACAAUCCAGUGGAAUUAAAACAAAAACAGAAACAGCAACAACUCAAACGGAUAUUAUUGAUUAUCAAUUCAUGAUUCAACCCCAUAUGGUUCCUGUUCAACCACCAUAUGGAUUACCCAUUCCUCCUCUCCUACAACCAUCAAUGAGUUCACCUGCUUUUGUAGGAGCACCUCCUCAAGAUUAUUACUAUUAUCAACAGCCCUUCCAAAAUCAACGAAAUCCUCGCAAACGCGGUCAUCCUACUACACCUCCAUAUCCCCAUCCCGGACCCCCACCUCCUCCAAAUGUUUGA